Volvox carteri f. nagariensis is the source of this 3573-nucleotide messenger RNA. RefSeq lists its product as uncharacterized. NCBI's taxonomy places the organism in Eukaryota, Viridiplantae, Chlorophyta, Chlorophyceae, Chlamydomonadales, Volvocaceae. The record is from RefSeq and is a predicted model, not a curated record. Bases 1 to 3573 code for a protein of 1190 amino acids. The transcript has 7 exons.
AUGGCUGUCUCUAGACCUCAGGGACAGCGAUGCCACGCACAAUUAAAUCGACAGCGUUCGCUGCUGGUGGUUUCUUUGUCAGAGUAUCGGUCGUCGAAGCGCAAGACACCUGUAAGCACGCCUCAGCAGUGCAAGGGACAAAGAGGCAGCCCUGCCACUGCUUCGCUUGCUGCUGCCGAGCUUACAGCGUCAAUCCGGGCUUGCAGCAGCCCUGCUCAGCUCCUGAACCUUUAUCAGCUCCACGGCUCUGACUUCAACGCAUUCCAGGCGCACACGGCACUCAACCGCUUGGUAGAUGUGACCUCGUUUCCCCCUUCCGGAGACCUUGACCCUCAACUGAACGGGGUUUCCCUGGAAGACGGCCAGAGGACGCAGGAGCAACCCGGCGAGCUUCAAUUCACACCUCAGUUAACGGGCAGGCUUCGUGUCCUUCAGGGCCAGGAGGUCGCGCAGCCGCCUCUGCACGGCGACCAGGACGAGGACGCUGAACGUCGGGAAAGCAACUACGAGGCCUCCACGUCAGAGUCGGCACCGGACUCCCCUCCGCAAGGCGUUCGGUCCCAGCAAAAGCUGCUAUUACCGCAAAAAAGCAGUCAGCGCAGGCCGCAGGUUGCCGCAGGACAGCAGCUGCAGCUGCAACAAGAAGAGCAGCAAGAGCUUGGUAGCGCGAUGCAAGUGCAGCAAUCAUUUGGUGUCAGCAAGAGUGGUAACCAGGCAGUUCAGCAACAGCAAGACCAGCAGCCGCUGCCGCCCCGCCGCCUCGUAGUGUCCAUGGUUUCGGGCUUGGUGGCGAUCCUGUCGCACGCCUGCCACAAAUUAGACGGACGGGAUGUGGCGGAGGCGGCACGCGCCCUGUCAAGGCUACGGUACCAGGACGCAUCAAUGCUGUGGCGGCUGGAGCAGCGCUCACUGAAACUCAUGAAGGCGGGCCAUCGGACGCGAGCACCUAAGGCAGUGGCUAGGAAAGAGGCUUCGGGAACUCGACAGCGUGGCAGCAGUAGCAGCAACAGCCUUCCUGCACGGUUAGAUUCUACAGGGACAGCAGGGACAGCAGUGAAAGCAGGGACAGGUGCGCAUAAGCUGAAGCAAUCGCAGCAGCAAUUGGAUCGCCAAUCGGAUACGCAACAGCAACAACAGGACGCACAGGCCGGUAUGGAAGCUGAUGGCCUCUACACUUUAAUUGCGGCCUUCGGCGCCAUGGGUCAUCGUCCGUCAGCAGCCUGGCGUGCCGCUGUCGUGCAAGCCACUGAACCGCACCUAACCACUUUUGCGGCCUCGCCUCGCGGCCGGCUGCCCCUGCUCAUCUCAUAUCUAGGCGCUUUCGGCGCGACACCGCCGCUGCGGGCGCUUGCAGCUGGGCUGGCAGCUAUGAAGCACAUCCCCGGGGGCGCCUGGAUGGCAGAAUAUCUGGCAGCUAGCGAGCGGCAGCUGGCCGACUAUUCAGCGUGGGAGCUUGUCUCGACGGUGGCGUCUCUGGCGAGAUUGCGUUGCAGUCCGGGGGAGCUCUGGCUGGAGAGGUUUUACUCCUGCGCGGCGGCUCACGUGGGCACGACGGGGGGUUUGACCGGGCGCUUGCUGCUGCCGCUGUCAACAUUGUUGCUGGUGCAGGCCGCCGUCCUUCUGUCCUCGUUAUCCCAUCUCCAAUGCAAGCCCGCGGGCGAGUGGCUCACACUGCUGCUCCUGGGUACGCGGCGCAGCCUUGGGGAGGCCACUGCAGAAGAGCUCACUGACGUUCUGGACACGCUUGCUCGUCUGCGCUUCCGACCCCCAGAGCUCUGGAUGCAACAGUACUUUACUGCCUCCUUCCAGCGCCUGCCGUUUCAAACUCCGGAGCAGUGCUGCACGAUGGCUGUGGCGUUGUCAAAGCUGGGCCGCAGGCCGCAGGCCUUGUGGCUGGGGGAGCUGGCACGACACAUGGGCAGCAAGCUGGCGCUGAUGCCGGCGGGGCAGCAGAGCUUAGCGCUGGCGGCUCUUGUGGAGCUAGGGUACGUGCCGUCAUCGGCGUGGCUGGAAGCGUACGAGAAGCAGUCGAACGCGAAGUUGGCAGAGAACAGCGCGGAGGAGCUGUGCCGGGCGCUGGAGGCGCUGGUGAAGGUGGGCUUCCGGCCGCAGGCAUCCUGGCUUUACGCGUUCAUCAUGGCCGCGUACUCCAAGCUGGACUCGUUUGGCUCUGCUCAGCUGGCCCUGAUCUUCGACCGCCUGCCCGAACUAACCCCGCACGGCUCCUGGCUCGAUGAGAUCAUCCAAAUCUGCGCUGCAGAGGCCUCUAUGCGGGCGAUACAGCCCCAGACAGCCCAGCAGGUGCAGCAGCUGGAGCUAGCGGUGGCCACUCCUGAGCUGGCGCCGCAUCAUCAGCAGCCGGUGCAGGGGGCACCGCAGCGGGUGCUGACUGCGGACCAGCAACCAGCUGUCGCAGGUGAAGCUGUCGGUGCCGCCGGUGUGGAUAUAGCCGUUACCGCGACGCCGGCUUUGAGCACGGCGCAGCCAGUGCCUGUGCCUGAGGCUGAGGUCAUUGCUUCAGUUGAAGUAGCCGCAGAGCUUCCGAGCUUGGAGACCGCGGUUUCGGAGCCGGCGGGAAUAGGCUUGUUUGCGGCGGGUGCGGUGGAUGUGAGUGCAAUUACCAGUGGAAUUACAACAGCAACUGGCAGCAGUGGCAACAGCUACUCAGCGGCCGCGGCAAGUGGCAGCGGGCUGUUCGUUCAGGAUGUGAAAGGCUGGGACGCCCUCGAGCGGCUGGCGGCCGCGGAUAUUGACAGUGCGCCGGCGGCGCCCCAUGGCACCAUAGCCAUAUCUCCAGAUCUAAUUCCUGCUGUGGGCGGUGUGCUGUCGGCGGGGGCGGCUUGCGGUUCGCUGCUGAACGGGGCCGGGGCGGGCGUGGGCAUGAGCUUGAGUAUUCUGGGCGAUGGCGGGGGGAUGAACACAGUCGCGGAUCUGGGCGCUGCGAACGGUGUCGGCAAUGGCGCCGAGGCUGGCCCACUCCAGCGGUUGCAGGAGGUGGAACGAGUGCUUGUGGAGCCUGGCGCGGCGGCAUCAGUAGCAUUAACGGUAGCAGGUGCCACCAGCUGCAAUUCACAAAGCAGAAGUUACGGCAACACGAGUAUUAGCAAUGGCAGCAGAAACCCCAGUAGGAGUUCCAGCGGAAAUGGCAACGGCUCGCGAGUCACGAGUCGUGGCCGGGGACGCGGGGACGGUCCUGGCGGCGGCGAUGAUGGCGGGGCUCCUGGGGGCGAAGGGGGUGGCCGGUGGACCGACGAGCUAGCCGCAGAUAUGGAGGACCCAAGCCCAGUAGGCAGCGGCGCUGCAGCCGGCAGCGGGAGGGCGCCGGAUGCGGGCAACGAUGGACGGGUGCAGUACCUUGACAGUGCCUCUCUAUCUCGCCUCAUGGGCGCUCCGGACGGUCCUCCGGGCCCUGACUUCAGCAAUUGCCAGAAACGCGCUAGGGAAAGCCGCGCAGUACGAGGCGGCGGCGGUGGCGGCCCCUUCCAGCUGGGCCGCAUCUGGACGAACGAGGGUGCGGGAGGCGGUGCCGCGGCGGGUCCCAUCACAGGACCAAUUCCAUCACCGUCGGGUUGA